This is a messenger RNA of Hyaloperonospora brassicae, 2394 nucleotides long. The record is from the annotation of a GenBank genome assembly. NCBI's taxonomy places the organism in Eukaryota, Oomycota, Peronosporomycetes, Peronosporales, Peronosporaceae.
AUGGACGAGUACUGUAGCUGGUGCAAGUCGAGGCGCUGGUACUACCGAUGCUCGACGUGCGACCCUCGCACCGAGAAGAAGCUGUGCACCAGCUGCUCGACGCUCUGGCACUUUCGAGGCGCCGCUCGUAGUCACCAGCUCACGACGAGUCAGGGCGAAACGCGAUCGUUCACCACUUGGACGUCCUCUCCGCCGUGCAACGGCAGCGCAGAGGCGAAAGAAGAUCAAGACGAGGCGAGAGCUGUGAAUGAAUCUCAAGCUCCGGACGCUGUUGUGGAGUUCUCGGAAGAUGUCGAAGCAGUAGCUGCUGGGGAAGAACUUGUUGAGGGGGAGGUAAAUGUUGCAAUCGAAAGCGGGAGUCGUGAUGAAGAGCACAGUCGAGCAGAUCGUGCGGACGUAGACGAUGGAGAAGAAGAAAAGAAGGAGUGCGAGGUGGUGGACGAUGCUGUUUGCACUCGAGAAGAUGACGACGCUACGAGAAGAGAGAGGAUGGAGUAUGAGGAGGAAGCGGAGAUUACAGCUGCUGAAGAAGUAGUCCGGGAAGCCGAGAUUGACCUGGAAUUGAUAGAGGCUGCGGAGGGUUCGGACCGGCACGGACAAGAGCAGGUGGAGCCAUGUGGCCAAUACGUCGAGUCAGAUUCGGUGGCUUCGACAGGCUCAGCUGUCCAUGCUAGCUCUCCAGCGCCACUAUCUCCUCCUGUUGCUGCUGCUGCUGCUGUUGCUGCUGCUGCUCCUGUUGCUGCUGCUGCUCCUGUUGUGACAACAAAUGCGUCGGAACGAGGUCAAGAUGCUAGACCCACUCUGGUUGAAGAUCAUACGGACGUAGCAGCUGCGACUCCAGUAAUUGGUCCAGCAACUAUCGUGAAGCCCCCAGAGCCUAUACGUCCUGCUGUUCGUGCCCCGAGUCCGACGUCCGAGCGAGUAUUAAAUUCCGCAAGUGCAACUCUUCAGUUGAAGCCCGUGGAUCUGGAUAAACUGCUGCGGUGGUUCCCCACGACAGACCGCGUGCUGACGGAGAUGCUGGCAACACAUAUAGAGAAAGCCCUUCGUAUCGAGGAUGCGCUUAUCUGCGCCCGGAUUGGAAAAUGCGAAAAAGCGUCGUGCCGUUCUGUGCUCCUGCAUUAUGAGCAUUGCAAAAGUGACAUAACUUGCGGUGAUCCAAAGUGUGCCGAGUUGGCGAUCGUGUACCGGCAUCGUUGCGCUUGCGGAAUGAGAGACACUGACAAUUUGAGUUUUAUGUGUCCGUUUUGCAUCCGCAUUCGACAAAGGCGAAGUAUAGGUGUCAGUACGGCACUCGAUUACCUUAUCAAUGACCAACGUCGCGCACUUCGGGGUCCGCACAGCGAAGCAAGCCGCAACUUCCGUUUGCAGAGCAUCGACAUGUUGCAGCAGCGCAAGUGGGUUCUCCGAGCCGAAACAGACCGACUGAACCAAUUAGCUAGCGAAAGCAGCGCUCCAAUUUUUAAUUUUCCAAGGUACCAUUGGCACUUUGGUGGAAAAGUGUUCAUCAAACGUGAACCAGUACCAGUAGACACCCACGCAAAGCUGCCUGCACCUGAAAGACCAGCGAACUGCACAAGUCUGUCGGCAACAACAGAGCCGCCCUCUUCGACUCAAGCAGAAGACAAAAGCGACUGUGUUUCAGAAAGCAAAGCGAGACUGCGGGAGGUUGAGGGAACUCAAGACGCAGGACGCGUAAAUACUGAUGCGGACCUCAUUACUGCGCUGCUUCGGGCGAAAAGUAAAGAUGGAAAUGGCAGGGAAGUGUCGCAGCGAGAGUUUGACAAAGUCGUGGAACUGGGUUACAGCAUCGUGGAUGCGUCGUUUUGCAUCCCACCCAAAGCACAGCGGUGUCUUCUCAACUGCAAGUCGAUCCUCGUGCACCUGCAACACCAUUCGGAUCUGCAGAUGUGCAUCCAUUUGAUGUGUGCGAAUGUGAAGCACCACUUUGCGCACUUGUCGCAAUGCAAAGCUCGCGGAGAAGCGGAAUAUUGCGAGUAUUGCCUGCUAGUAGAAGAACGCCGUCUGCUCCGGUCUAUCAAUCGUAUGGAGACGGAGCAGCCGAAGGCCGAAGCGAUGGUGCAGAAGAUCGUCGACGAUAUCACAGCCUCUUAUACAACCGACCGGCGAGAGCACGAAACGAUACAACUAGAUGGUGAGCUAGACCAAGCUGAGACCAACAAGCAAAAGUUGCUGGAGAAACUGCGAGCUACGUGCGCCGAUCUUCGGAAGACGCGCAGAAGCAUGGAGCGCCACGGUAUGUCGCCUGGCACGAGUCGUCAUCUCCCAGUGCAUUUCGGUGAUGUCGUGGACGCUGAUGUAUCGGAUGGCGGCUCUAAUAAGCGGCGUUUGAUGGACUCCAUCGACUCAAAUACCAAUAGCCAACUGUCGUAA